AUGGUUGAUGUAAAGAAAUUGGAUUACAGAUGCUCCCCUCAUCGGCUUUUCUCAAUUUUUUCCCAAAUGAAUGGGGCGCAGAAAGAGGUGGUCAAACAAAUAGGGUUCGGCACACUACUGGGGAUGAAAGAUUUUACCGUUAGAAGAAAUCUCAUAACAUGGUUGGUGUCUUGCUUCAACGUUGAAGAUGGGAGUUUGGAAGUCCACGGUAAACAAUUUAAGUUGGAUAGUAAAAUUUUUACCGCUACCAUGGGGGUUAAGGACGGAGUUCAAGAUUUAGUGGACAGUGUUAGUGGCGAUGAGCCGAAUGAUAAGGGGGAAAGAUUAUCUAUGUCUAUUCUAGAGUUCAAACUAAAACAAAAUCAAUCAACCAACAUGUCUUUCAUUCGAGACUUCCUUUUGUUCCUUGUGUCCUCCUUUCUGAUGCCGAAAAAGGGACUUAAAAUUUCGCGAGAUUUCGACAGUCCUAUACUUGCCAUAAAAGACAUUGCAACUGUCUCUCGGGUUAAUUGGGCCUCAAUGUCGUACAAGUUUCUGUGGAAAAGCCUUCGACAGUUUCGUGCCAAACCAUCCCAGUUUGUGGGAGGAUGCAUCUACUUCUUGCAGGUGUUUUAUUGUCAUCACGUUGCCUGGAAGGAAGGCUAUGUCGAUAAAAGCCUGUGCCCUUUAAAUGUUUGGUCCGAAGAUGAUUUUAAGGCCGUCCUUGAUUGGGUAGAGCAGCAAGGGGGGUUUCAGUCAAACACAAUACCAUUGUUAGAAUUGCAGGAUGGGUUGGUUGAGUUGAAGUUGCCCGCCACGAUCUCAUCCCUAUGUACUAUGGUUGCAUCAUUGCAGAAGAAAAUGAUCGAUCAAGAGAAUCAAAUUGUUAAAUUAGAAGAGGUGAUUCAAAGGAAAAUGUCUAUUGAAUUUGAAAGAUUACGUAAAAGCUUCAGUCGUUCAAUAAGUUCAACUGCGGGUGGUCCUGCCAUUCCCGACUCCCGGAAAGAGAAGGAGGCUCACGGAGGGGAUGGAAGGAAGUUCAUGGACGACCCUAUAGAGGGGAACCUUCAGUUGAACGAUGGGGCAAGUUGGAGCAAGGUUUGGAGUCGGAGUGACCCAAUGUUGAUCGAGUGUGGUGCUGGUUUUAUGGAUGAAGUUGAAAAUUCUUUUGCAAAAGCUCCCGUUUCAUACAACGACAACAACGGUGUGGAAAUGGAGCAUGAUUUGAAUGAUUGUCAACCUAUGGCUGCACCCCCUAGUGAAGAGAACGAUGUGGUGGAAGCAGCUACUGAACUGGCUGCUUCGCAGACUAAGUCGACAGGUCCCGACAAGGAGACCAAAGCAGUGUCAGUGAAAAAAAGAUUAUUCAAAACAACUGCUCAACGUAGACCUGUUGAGAAGGAGAGGGAAGGGAUGAACAGGGGAAAAGGGAAGGAAAUAGUCUUGUAUAACAUUAUUUCUGAACAUAAUACCGAUGGUGGUACCGGUGAUCGCGUCAUUCACAAAAUAGAGGACGAUGACGACUUCAACAUUGAUCUUGCCAUUCGUAAGAGAGACGCACAACUAUGCAAAGAGGACAAGUUAUUUGAGAAUAUGGUCGCCACGUAUAUGGGAAGCGACGGCUACCAGGUUGGGGCAUUUAAAUUCAAACAAUCGGUAUCCGUGGCUAGUUUCCAGCUUGGACUGUUCCUUUUUUAUAACAGUUUGUCGUUGAGGGAUGUUUUGGUGGAUACUCAAGUGGUAAAGGUGGAGCGUUGGUACUUCAAAAGCCUCAGACCAGAAGGUCAUGUGGACGUGAAGGUAAGACCUUCUGCUUAUGUAAAGAUAAUGAGUGAUUUAUACUGUGUAUUAAUUCAAUGA
Messenger RNA from Humulus lupulus (European hop), 1839 nucleotides. RefSeq lists its product as uncharacterized. Lineage: Eukaryota; Viridiplantae; Streptophyta; Magnoliopsida; Rosales; Cannabaceae. The transcript is spliced from 4 exons. The coding region runs from base 1 to 1839 and encodes 612 amino acids. The record is from RefSeq and is a predicted model, not a curated record.